AUGCAGCUACACCUAGCCAUCACUUGGCUUCUGCUGCUUUGCAUCUACGUGGUGAAGGGUGCGUUUGAAUGUCGCUAUCAUGCUCACAAGACCUUCUAUUCUGCUGACUCAACUCUUUGCUCUCUUGGUGGAUGCUGACCUGUACAGGCGAUGGCAACGACUGGGUAUCUCCUCUCUAUGUCAUCACCCGUGGUGAAUCGUAUUCUGCCUCGACUGGAAGCGCGGCCGAAAAGCGCAUCAUAGGCGCAGCAGUAUGGAGCGCAGCCAAGGGGCCAUGGAGCGUAGUAGAUCAAAAUAUCCGCGCUCCCAGCAAAGAUGCCAAGGACUAUCUCAGCUGGGCUCCGUACUGGUUCCCCGACUGCAAUUGGUGCAAGAGCGGAACUGGUACGCAAAGCGAUGGUGAUGACGAUGGUAGCGAUGAUACCAGCGAUGGCGAUAUGUCGCUUGGACCAAUCGCUCCAGGCACCGCAACGAUUCCACUGCCGGGCCUUGGUGGUGUUGCCAACGCUCCUAAGGAUACCAUGACUGUGCCGACCUUGGGCAAGAUGCCAGCGCCCACGCGUGCUGCGUCACCUCCCAUUGCCCUACUUCCGGAAGAUGGAAAGCGCCUGCCCACCAUGACAGUCGCGCUUCAGCAACCAGCUGUUCUCAAUGCAGGUCAAUCAUUUCAGAGACUGUCGGGAGCCGGAAAAAUUGACUCUCUCUCCAACUUGAACAGCACGAGAAUUGACGAUGCACGCUCGCCAGAGGAAUUCAAAGAGUCCUCGUUCCUUGCCGCAUCUGCUGCACUCACGGCGUCCUCUUCAAACGGCACGCCGGCAGGACCAAUUCCUCUGGUUCAGAUCGCAGCGCGAGAUCAUUCAGACGAUGCCCGAGCGGCGGCCAGGGGAAAGGUUGGAGAAAUCACGCCCUCGCGAGCGACGGCAGACGGCUGCCAUACAGCCAGUCAACAUCUCAACGCAAGAGCUUCAAAGUGCACACCAUCUACCACGCGCGUGGCACCCACUGCUACUUGGACUACAUGCCCUUACAAGCAACGCGACGGAAAGGUGAAUCCGGAUGUGAAGCAGCUCAAUAAUACCAAGGACAUUGUAUCGAUGGCUCAAAGCGUGUUGUGGAACGGAGUAGCAUACGGUCUCUCUAACGACUCCACGGAUGCUCGGCGAGCUUCAACACUCAUCAAGCGCUGGUUCUUGGAUGCUAGAACCGGUGUCAAUCCCAGAGUCGUCUAUGGGCAGGUCAUCCGCGGACCUGAUGAUCAGCAAGGUGGCUAUACGGGAAUUCUUGAUUGGAGAAUGAUUAUCAAGGUUGUCAAUGCGGUAAUCAUUCUGCGCGCCAAAGGCUCGGAGGGCUGGGACAGCGUGACAGCAUCGAGCAUGUCUGGUUGGGCAAACGACUACUUGUCGUGGUUGCUCACUUCUGCUGACGGCAAAAGAGCUUCAAAGGUAGCGAACAAUCAUGUUUCCUUCUACUACAACCAGGUCAUUGCACUCUACAUUCUUUUGGGAGACCUCAAAUCAGCUCAAAAUGCCGCCAAUACCUUUUUCACUGGCGCAUUCAUGAAGCAGAUUUCAGAUGACGGCGAGCAGCCAUACGAAGCCGUUCGGACAAGACCUUUCCACUAUCGAUGCUUUAAUUUGGAGGCACUCAUCACAAACGCAAAGCUGGCAGAUAACAUGGGACUGAACAUGUGGAGCGCGAGGGCUGAAAGCGGAGCUACCAUUCAGACGGCUGUGGAUUACACCAUGACCCUAGACGCGGGCAUGACGGGCGAAGACGUGACGGAACUAGCUCCUCACGUAGCUGCUGUCGCUGCUGCAUACGGAGACCCGUCCGGCAAGUACGCCAAGUGGCUCGAAGAUGAGAAUAAUAGCGGUGAUCCGGACAUGAAUCAAAGCUGGAGAUUCUACAACGAUCCAGAUGCCUUCUAUUCCAGCCCUUAUAAAGGUGAGCAUAUAGUUAGCAGGGUCUCGUCCCGUGAAGAUACCCGCACUAAGUAGACGCCUACAACUCGCUCAGGACACACAACAAGUUCUCAAAAGUUCAAUUCGUGA
This is a messenger RNA of Ceraceosorus bombacis, 2054 nucleotides long. The record is from the annotation of a GenBank genome assembly. NCBI's taxonomy places the organism in Eukaryota, Fungi, Basidiomycota, Exobasidiomycetes, Ceraceosorales, Ceraceosoraceae.